UCUCUCUCUCUUCCUCUUCUUUUCUCUCUUCCUCUCUUCCUCGCGAGUGCGGAGAAGCGGCCACGUCGGUCACAGUAAAACUCUCGAUUAUAUAGUUAUAUAGAUAUACCAAAUCCCCGAAUCACGAUACUAACUUUGAUCGAAUUGAUCAAAGUGAGACAUGAGUGUGCUAAGUGACGUCCCCGAGUUGCUUUGGAUGCGUGGGGAUGAUUAGAUGUGAGUUUCGGAAGUGUUUGGGUGUUUUCGGCGCAAACCAGGAGCGAAAAUGGACUCCGGAACAAUGCUGCUGCUAAAUUGAAAAAGUGGCAUCGAGUACCGGUACCAGACAAUAAAAGGGAUGGUCGCUCUUGACUUAAGAUUCUACCUUGAAGGGCCUGUUUCAGCAAGUUGUACAUUGUCUCGAGAACAUUCCAAAGCCCCAAGGGGAAAACAUCUCUGCAAUGACAUGAGAUCGAUCUCUCUGUCAGAAAUCUAUGCUGUACUACUACGUAUCAGUCAUUUUUGUCUGCUUUGCAUGGUUGAUAAAAGACCUAAUGGAUUUACGGAAGCAAUCUUAAUGAUUGUCACGUCUUCACGAUCAUCAAUAAAUAUUAGACAUCUGGAAAAGGCUACAGUAUCUACCCGAAAGGAAAUGCUGCAUGUAAUUGGUCUAGAUGUGUGGAUGAACUUGAAAGCCAACUAUCAAACCAUGGAAGCCUUAAAAAGCUGUACUUUUUUCUUCCUUUCUCCAAACAGUUGGCAAUUUUUUAUGACAUUGGUGCUUAACACUCGACAAAAAGGUCUUUCGAAACACAAUGUUUGGUCCGGAAGGACAUCCACAGCAUUGCCGUGCAUGGCUUGGAGUAGCUAGCAGUUUUCCAGAAUGUGCCUCUGCCAUUGUCCCCGAAGAGGUGUCCUUUUUGCUUUUAUUGCUCCCAUAAUAUAAUUCUACUUGAUUGACUAAUCAAACAAGAGUAGUAUCUCUCUAUGAUUCACAAAUGAUUCUAGCUUUUCAUGAUUCAAAAAUGAUUCUUUCUUGACAGCUCAACAUUCACUACUAUAGAAGAGCAUAGGGAGCAAUUUUGAUUUCUAUUCUUGGCUCUCUUGUAAUUUGGUCUGCCAAGUAAAAGAAAUCGCAAAAUCUGGAUUAACUGUGUUACAGGAAAGGCUGAGCAGCUUCAAAAUUUUCAAAUCUUUGAGAGCAUCGACUUUUAAUUUGCUUCAGAGAAAAAUUGAGUAAAGCUGUUAUAAUUUUUUUAGGUUUGUAAAGAGAGGGCAAUGGAAGGCCUGAUAAAUUGAGACGCCAUUUUAUAUGUGGAGUCUUUGAUCGAAUCCAUUAUGGGCGGAUUGGAAGGCCUGAUAAUUAAAUAUUUUAGAUUCUGAAAGUGGAUUUGGUUCAGUAGAGAUGCAGGUAUGCAAAUAAUUCCUCAACUUUUAUUUUGGGGAAAAGUCUACCUGUACUCCUAUAGGAAGGUAUAUAUCCUACAACUAUCAGAUCCAAUGGCUGAUAUUAACCCAGUAGCUUCUAACCUCACCCCUUUUUUACUUCUUGCUAAAGCUAACUUAAAUUAAACCCUACUACACUUCUCUCUCCCGCACAGCUCCUCUCGCUAUCUCUGUUUCUCGCUCUCUCUCGCUUCCUCGCUUUCUCUCGCUCCCUCGC
Ananas comosus (pineapple) is the source of this 1642-nucleotide messenger RNA. RefSeq lists its product as uncharacterized. Bases 338 to 850 code for a protein of 170 amino acids. The transcript is spliced from 6 exons. Lineage: Eukaryota; Viridiplantae; Streptophyta; Magnoliopsida; Poales; Bromeliaceae. The record is from RefSeq and is a predicted model, not a curated record.